Cajanus cajan (pigeon pea) is the source of this 708-nucleotide messenger RNA. Lineage: Eukaryota; Viridiplantae; Streptophyta; Magnoliopsida; Fabales; Fabaceae. The record is from RefSeq and is a predicted model, not a curated record.
AUGAAGAUAAUUAAUUCGGUCGUUGUGGUCGGACUCUAUUAUGGAUUUCUGACCACAUUCUCCAUAGGGCCCUCUUAUCUCUUCCUUCUCCGAGCUCGGGUUAUGGAAGAAGGAACCGAGAAGAAAGUAUCAGCAACAACUGGUUUUAUUACGGGACAGCUCAUGAUGUUCAUAUCGAUCUAUUAUGCGCCUUUGCAUCUAGCAUUGGGUAGACCUCAUACAAUAACUGUCAUAGCUCUACCCUAUCUUUUAUUUCAUUUCUUCUGCAAUAAUCACAAACACUUUUUGAAUUAUGCAUCCACUAAUCAAAAUUCAAUGCGUAAUUUUAGCAUUCAAAAGUUUUGUUGGUUGGUUAAUUGGUCACAUUUUAUUCCUAAUGUACUUAUUCGAUCUAAUAAGUACAUUAUGUCAGAAUUGAGAAAUUAUAUGUCUCGAAUCUUUAUUAUUUUGUUAUUUAUUACCUGUAUAUACUAUUUAGACAGAACACCGUCCCCUCUUUUUCUUAAUAAGAAAUUAUCAGGAACUUCCAAAACGAAGGUAACUAAACAAGAACAAAAUAAAUCCACCGAAAAAUAUCUCUCUCCUUCGCUUUUUUCGGAACAAGGGGAGAAUUCAUACAAAAUCGAUGAAAGAGAGGAGAAACAUAUCUUCCGAUUGGAAAAACCUCUUCUAAAGAUACCAAGGAUACUGAUAAUUCUGAUGAAUUAG